Messenger RNA from Aethina tumida (small hive beetle), 3230 nucleotides. RefSeq names its product A disintegrin and metalloproteinase with thrombospondin motifs adt-1 (gene stl). The transcript is spliced from 16 exons. Gene Ontology annotation, molecular function: metalloendopeptidase activity. Gene Ontology annotation, cellular component: extracellular matrix. Bases 241 to 3135 code for a protein of 964 amino acids. The record is from RefSeq and is a predicted model, not a curated record. NCBI's taxonomy places the organism in Eukaryota, Metazoa, Arthropoda, Insecta, Coleoptera, Nitidulidae. Gene Ontology annotation, biological process: extracellular matrix organization; proteolysis.
AAAGAAGUCCAUCCACGAGGCGAAGCAACGCGAGAACGUAGCUACUGUGAAACACACACACACGGUGACUGUUUUGGCUGUGCUUUUUCCUCGUUCCGGAAAAGUUUGCUGUUUUUAUUCAGUUGUUUGAUUAUCGAAAAAGGACGGUCACCAAUAUGCGGUGUGGUACAAUGAUUGGGUUAAGUGUUGGUGAAGUGAGUAAAAGUGGCAAAUAAAUGGAAACUUUGGAAUAUUUCCAACAUGAAGGGGCUAUUUGGGCGGACCGUAUACAUGCUAUGUUUUUUUGGAAUUGUCAAAACCAAAGAGAUUUAUAAAGAUCUUCAGAAACAACUGAGUCCCUUAGAAUGGCAAACUCUUUUAGGAAAUUCGAAUACAGAUCACAAUUAUACAAUAACAUAUCCGAUUCAUAUCCCACCCGGAGAGGAAAGAGAAGAUUCCGGAGAGAUUUCGUCCAAUGAAGAAUUGGUGCAUCGAUUGCAUAUAAAAGCCCCUGAUCACAAUCAAAAUUUUAACCUUGAAUUAUUACCUAGUCCUAAUUUAUUAGCCAAUAAUUUUGAAUUUUUGGAAACGUUCAGUAACGGAUCGUUCCCGUUGUUCCUACAUGAGGAAGACAGCAAAUGCUACUUUAGGGGCGAACGAAGCGCUCUUAGUCUGUGUAACGGAGUUAGAGGAAUCGUCCACAUGGACAAUGAAGACUAUUAUAUUAUACAACCACUGCCUAGGAGGUUCCACAAUGAGAACUCCAAUCCACAUAUAUUAAUUAAAAGAAAGCACGAUAAAGCCUCAAUUGUCGAUCAUGAGUGUACGCAAAAUAAUGAAUUGAGGCUUGACGGUAAUGCCAAAGACUCAGCCAAAGACAAAUUAAGGAGGAGAAAACGUGAGGCUUUUCCACCUGGGGCACCUGUGUUCGUUGAAACUGCCGUAUUCGUAGAUAGAGAUUUGUUCGAACAUAUGAAAACUAAUUUUCCUAUCGACACAGAAAGAGAACUGAUUAGAUUUGUAUUAGCUAUGAUAAACGCUGUACAAUUACUCUAUCACGACCCAAGUUUGGGGAGACCUGUCAAUUUUGUGUUAAAAAGGUUGGAUAUAUUGAAAGAGGAAGCUGCUGGUUUGAUCCGACCUCCGGAUAUCGACAGAUUUUUGUCCAAUUUCUGUAACUGGCAAAGAACUAAAAAUCCUAUUGGCGAUAGAGAACCCUCCCAUUGGGAUCAUGCGUUAAUUUUAACAGGUUUGGAUCUGUACGUUAGGGGAAAGCAUGGUAAAAUUUCCAGCCAAGUAGUAGGUCUGGCCCCAGUGGCAGGAAUGUGUACAGCAACAAGUAGUUGUACUGUUAAUGAAGGUCGACAUUUUGAGAGUGUUUAUGUGGUUGCACACGAAAUUGGACACAAUUUGGGUAUGAGGCACGAUGGUCCAUUAGCUGAUAAUGACUGUGAUCCCAGUAGUUACAUUAUGUCUCCUACAUUAGGGAGUGGGAAGAUCACUUGGUCCGCUUGUAGUAGAAGAUACCUUCAAAAGUUUUUAGACACAACCCAAUCUAGAUGUUUACUUGAUCACGGCAGUUCUUCCGGUCAAUUAGAUCAUAGCGCUGAAGGAGCAUUACCUGGGGAAAGAUUUGACGCCAAUCAACAAUGCAUGCUUAAAUACGGAAGGGGGAGUAGACACUCAUCCCAGCAGCCACUAGACGACGUUUGUAGAGAUCUCCACUGCGAAAGAGAGAGAUAUACUUGGACUUCCCAUCCAGCUUUGGAAGGCACGUUGUGUGGAAAAAAUAUGUGGUGUAGAGGAGGUAGAUGUAUUUCUAAAGGAUUGAUUUUAAGUGCCGCAUAUACCGCGGCACAGCAAUCUUCAAGUCGAGAUGAAAAAAUAAAUGGGGGUUGGAGUAAGUGGAGGCCAUUUAGUGACUGUGCCUCCGGCUGUUUGUUUGGCGAAGAAGGAAGACUAAGAAGUGGAAGUACUGGAAUCAUGAUGUCAGAACGUAUUUGCAAUAACCCAAGACCUCAGGGUGGAUUGGACUGUGACGGACCGGAUAGAAAGUUCCAGGCAUGUAAUGCCCAGCAAUGUUUAAAUGUUCCAAGAUUGAGUAUACGUGAAUUUGCUGAACAAAUAUGCAGUCGUGCUAGAGAUGUGGAUAAAGACUUGACAGGAUCGGGGAUGCAAAAAAUAAGCUCGGACCCGGAGGAAGCGUGUGUGGUGUGGUGUCAGAAACUGAACGGUGGCACGAAAUCGCGUGGUUGGACAUUUCCCGACGGUACGGCGUGUCAGACACGUAGAAACCGCUACGGUCGCGCUAGUUAUUGCAUCAAUGGUCGUUGCGAGGAGUUCGUUUGUGAUCCUUACGAUGAGGCUCCCUAUGCUCAAAAUCCGGACUUGUGUCCUGUGGAUAGGGAUGACAAUGAGGUCAUCCGAAGAACAGGUCUUCGGCGAAGAGAGAGUCCGAUACGAUGGAAGAGUGCCAGUGGAUGUCACUACAAUUGUAUUGCCCCGGGAAGUGGUAUAAGGUUGGUGAUGGCUAAAGGAAAGUUCAGUAGAAGCAGCAUCCAAUUGUGUCAACCUGACCAAUAUGGUUGUGGUAGAGUCAAGACUCCUUUUCAGCACGCCUCGAUGGUCUGUAAUAAAUACAAAGACAGAGUUCGCAGAUUAUCUGGUUUAGGAAUGCAAAUAUCUCCAGCAAUAGAGGAUCCUGAUAGACCUUGCAGAGUGGCAUGUCAAGACGAGAACAUAUCACACAGAUUUUAUUUGGUGAAUGGAGAAGAAGGUUGGUUUCCUUUCGGAACUGAUUGCACCAGAGGAACUUCCGACAAGAAAGCAUAUUGUAUCAGUGGUAAAUGCCUUGAAUUCGGCACAGAUGAUACACCCGUGUCAGAGAGCGAAUUCACACUCCCACUUUUGUCCAGAUCCAAAAGAUCUCUUCACAAAAACUCGACAAGGAUCACAGCUACUUUAAAUCAAGAACAGUUAGAUGAAAUUAUAGAUGGGCUCAACCGUACUAUUUCAGGUAAUGCACGUACCAAUGGGAAGUACUUUGACAUUGAUUUAACAAACCCAAUUCAUAUAAACAUGGAAAUGGAUCCCGAGCAGUAUUCUGAAAAGUAUUUUAGGUCUAAUAAUGAAUAUGAUUAUAUAAAUUACGCAUAAGAAACUUGUGAUAAUAGAAUUGUAAUGGGACGGUACAAAAACGUAUAAACUUCCUGAUUAUUCUAAUAAAUAUGUGAUCAAUAAAUCAUAAUAUC